This is a messenger RNA of Microplitis demolitor, 1258 nucleotides long. Its product is annotated as twisted gastrulation protein homolog 1-A. NCBI's taxonomy places the organism in Eukaryota, Metazoa, Arthropoda, Insecta, Hymenoptera, Braconidae. The record is from RefSeq and is a predicted model, not a curated record. The transcript is spliced from 4 exons. Bases 419 to 1165 code for a protein of 248 amino acids. Gene Ontology annotation, biological process: regulation of BMP signaling pathway.
UCCAUGCUACCAUCCGCUUAUUCCAACAGUAUUCCUUCAUCUCCAAUAAGAGACGCUUCUGAUACGUAACAAUUUUUCACGUUUUUUAGUUUUUUUAUUUUAAAUCUAAUUUAUAAAUUUGCUACAUUUUUUUUUAUUUUUUAAGGAAAUUUGAAUUGAAUCAGUGUUUGGUGAUUUUGAAUACAUUUUUUUCAGUUAAUGUGAUUGUUUAUGAAUAAAAAAAAAAUAAAAAAAAACAAUAGUAGUAAAUAAAUAAAAUGAUAAUAUUGAUUGAGACGAAAUAUGUCUCGUGGUCAUUCAAGUCGCAACGCGAACCGGUUGCACACUCUUAAAAUAGUUUCUCCAGCGUAGGUAACUGGCUUAUAUGAGAAGCGAUUCAAUUUAAACAUUUAUAUUAUACGUUAACAUUAAGGACACGAUGACGUCGUCUCAGAAUUUUAUUCUGAUGGGAACUACGACAAUUAUUAUUAUUAUUGGUAUGACUGUUGUAAGUUUCACAGCAGCAUGCAACGAGGCCAUUUGUGCAAGUGUCGUGAGCAAAUGUAUGCUUACACAGAGUUGCAAGUGUGACCUCGUCACCUGCACUUGCUGUAAGGAAUGCUUUUCAUGUUUAUCUUACCUCUAUGAUGAGUGUUGCUCCUGUGUUGAUUUAUGUCCAAAGCCAAAUAUAACCGACAAUCCUUUAAGCAAAAAAUCACAUGUUGAAGAAUUUGCUGAACCUGUACCAGGACUUUUUCAAGCAUUGACUGCAGAACCUGAUCCACUUGAAAGAUGGAUUACAUUUACGUAUCCAGUUGAUUUUGACGUAUCAUUAUUUCAGCCUAAAUCUGAAAAAGAGAUAAAUUAUCAAAUGCAAACUGUUGAAGAAGAAGUUCAUCAUCCAUUGAAGCCAAAUGUCAUGACUGUAAAUUGUACAGUAGCAUACAUGGCCCAAUGCAAUUCAUGGAAUAAAUGUCAGGCAUCGUGUCAAAGUAUGGGAGCGACGAGUUAUAGAUGGUUCCAUGACGGCUGUUGUGAAUGCAUAGGUGACACUUGUAUUAAUUACGGAAUCAAUGAAUCACGAUGUCUUCAUUGUCCGGCUGAUAAAGAAGAAGGCGAUGAUCUAAAAGAUCAGUACGAUGAUUAUGGACAAGAUGAUGAAGAUCUUAUUGAUGAUCUGGAUUAGGUUUAAUAUUUUAAUUCAAAAAAUCAAAUUAUUAUUAUUUUAGUUUUGUGCAAUUGUGUAAUAUUUUAUGACCUACAAUUUCAUACACAUAUA